UCGUAGAUCAAAGCUAGAGGGUGCGUCAUGAUUAUGAGAGGCUCACCCCAACAAACGACGGCCUUUCAAAACUUGUGACUCUGGCUUGUGGUUUGAAUUUCUUUGGAGGACGCUGGGUUGGGCUGCAUUUUUUGUAUUUCACAGUUAAUGGCUGGCUGAGUCCUCCCCUGUGUGUGUUUUCCACCCCUGGGCAAGUCUUUGCUGCCCCCUGUUGAGCACCAUGAGGCUAGCACUUUUUUUUUUUACUACCCAAAGUUUGUAAACAGGAAUCACGUGGUCUGAAACCAGCCCGGCAACUCUGCCAUUCCAGUCUGGGGAGGGAGGAGUUGUAGGUGUGUGUUCCUUGCUUGGCUCAGAGCUUAGAGGAAAGCUCCUCACAGGGCACCCUGACUACAGUGUUGUGUAAGGUUCGUCGCCGGAUCGGGUCUAGGUGAGAGUAACCUGGCAGGAUCCUCAGGGUCACCGUAGUUCAAGGCUAUCCCAUUGAACCCGAGUGUACAGCCCUCCAGAGUGGAUUCGCUACCAUCGCUACCAUGGCAGGUCGGCAGCUGUCUGGUCCCUGGGGAUUCUGCUCUAUGACAUGGUCUGCGGAGAUAUUCCGUUUGAGCACGACGAAGAGAUUGUCAAGGGCCAAGUGUUCUUCAGGCAAAGGGUCUCUUCAGAAUGCCAGCAUCUCAUUAGAUGGUGCCUGUCCCUGCGACCCUCAGAUAGGCCAUCCUUCGAAGAAAUCCAGAACCAUCCAUGGAUGCAGGAUGUCCUCCUACCCCAGGCAACGGCCGAGAUUCAUCUGCACAGCCUGUCAUCGACACCCAGCAAAUAGCAGCCUUUCAGUCAGACCCUCGGGGGAAGGAGAGCUUGUCUCUGGCUUCCUGCAGGGACAGUAGUGACAACUCAUUGCAGACUCCAGGACCCGGGAGCAGCCUCCCACAGGAAAAGAGACUACUAUACUUGUCCUGGGCCUCUCUUCCCUGACAUAGACUCUCUCACCGUGGAGUCUAGUGUUGC
This is a messenger RNA of Acomys russatus (golden spiny mouse), 1005 nucleotides long. It is a transcript of the gene Pim1, whose product is annotated as Pim-1 proto-oncogene, serine/threonine kinase. The coding region runs from base 581 to 820 and encodes 79 amino acids. Lineage: Eukaryota; Metazoa; Chordata; Mammalia; Rodentia; Muridae. The transcript is spliced from 3 exons. The record is from RefSeq and is a predicted model, not a curated record. Gene Ontology annotation, cellular component: cytoplasm. Gene Ontology annotation, biological process: protein autophosphorylation. Gene Ontology annotation, molecular function: protein serine/threonine kinase activity; ATP binding.